AUGAAUCAAAACAUAGACAAUCCUUUAUCUACAACUCAAAUGGUGUCAAAUACUGGACACGAUAGAAGAAGUAUAGAAGCCAUACAUACAUAUAUGAGAAAUUCACAAGCAAAUCCAGGUAGAGCUGACGUGAAUGUUCGUCGAACCACCAGAUUCAAACGAAGCCAUUACGCUGACCAGGAAACAUACGCAACAUUGGUUGAUCCAUUAAACUGCAGAGAUGAAUUCGAAUAUAGUCUAAAGAUCCUUGAGCAACCCAAAUGUGCCCGCCGAUGUGGGUUCGGCGAGAAGGACCGCCGAAUAGUUGCCCCUAUUCCAAUUUUACAACUUGUUGUUCUAAAUAGGAAGAAUAAUCGUCGUGUACUCGAUGUUAGGGAUCAUUUUACCAACGGAAUGAUAGUAAAAUGUGAUAUUUUUAAACAAGACCACACGGAAGCUAAUCUAGUCAAUUAUACGUACGCUGGCCAAGAACAUCAAGGCUUUACUCUUGUCGGUAACACAACAGCGAGUGGGCAUCUAGUCGAAGAUUUUGAAGAUGCAGAAAGGAUGACAGUGUAUUUCGUGUUUGCGGAUUUGAGCGUUCGUACUGAAGGAAGGUACUCCUUCCAAUUUAGUUUGUUUUGUAUCAAAAUAUUCGAAGUGUCUACUGCAAAGAAUUUUCCUGGAGUACCAAGACGCUCUGGUUUGUGUCAAUACUUAAAAAAAAAGGGAAUAAAAAUGUAUACUCGUAAUGAUUCGGGAAGCGAUAACGAAAGUAAUAACCAAAGCGUCGGGACCGCUCAUGAACUGGAACAUACUAGAAAUCCUCAGUUAGUCCCGUCUAUCCACCUUGCUCGUGUGCCUUCCCCGUCAACCGAAUCAUACAACCAUCAGCACAUCCGAAACACUCAUGUUUCCGUUAUCUCAAUUUCGCAACUUCUUGAAUCUCAGGUUCCCCCAUCAACAACUAUUCAAGAGGUAAACCAGUUUGUCAAAAACUUAGAGUUUGCAUCAUGA
Paraglomus brasilianum is the source of this 996-nucleotide messenger RNA. The record is from the annotation of a GenBank genome assembly. NCBI's taxonomy places the organism in Eukaryota, Fungi, Glomeromycota, Glomeromycetes, Paraglomerales, Paraglomeraceae.